GAUGUCAUGGAAGGCCUAUCUUCAAGCGAGCGAGUGAUCCUUGUUGGCCAUAGCUUGGGUGGAUUGGCUCUUUCUCAUGUCAUGGAGGGAUACCCAAAGAAGAUUGCAGUUGCUGUGUUUGUUACCGCCUUGAUGCCUGGUCUGAUACUUAAUGUCACUACGGUCAACGCCGAGUUAUUUCCUCAAUUAACUGGUGUAAUGACUUUUCUGUUGUUUCUUGUUCUUGGAGAUAGCCGCUAUAGCUAUGGCAAUGGGCCAAACAACCCUCCGACCGUCUACACGCUCGGCCCGAUGUUCUUGGCCUCAAGGGCCUAUCAACUCAGCCCAGUUCAGGAUUGGACAUUGGCCAACACGUUGAUGAGAGCGCAACGCUUGUUCAACGAUGAGGACUUGACGAGGGAAAUAACAUUGUCGGACCAAAAUUACGGGUCGGUCCGAAGGGUUGCUGUUAUAUCCGAGGAUGAUAAGCUGAUUGAAAAAGACUUCAUGCUAUGGAUGAUCGAGAGGAAUCCGCUGGACCAAGUGCUGGAGAUCAAAGGGUCAGAUCAUAUGGUCAUGAUGUCCAAGCCCACGCAACUGCUGGCUCUCCUUCAACACAUUGCAGAUACUACCCAUUACUAAUAUGUUCUGGGCCUGUGGCCUCCGACAUAAUCUUGCUCAGCGUUUAUUUUUCUGGAUGCCAAUAAGAUUUCCACACCAUAAUGAUCCGUUCUUAUGAAGAGUUGGAUUAAUCUGAAGAAAUCCCACAUGCAUACGAUUGGAUGUCGAUGUAACAAAGGGCUUAAUCACAAGCUCGAUGCAUAUCAUCAUAUAAUACAAAUGUGCUAGUCCCCUCCGCUGCAGUAACAAUUUAUUGUUCAUGCAGUAUGAUGUCCCACUCCAUUUCACA
Molecule: messenger RNA, 889 nt
Organism: Rhodamnia argentea
Lineage: Eukaryota; Viridiplantae; Streptophyta; Magnoliopsida; Myrtales; Myrtaceae
Product: methyl jasmonate esterase 1-like
Exons: 3
Coding region: 7-621 (204 amino acids)
Biological process (GO): jasmonic acid metabolic process; salicylic acid metabolic process
Molecular function (GO): methyl salicylate esterase activity; methyl jasmonate esterase activity; methyl indole-3-acetate esterase activity
Source: RefSeq, a predicted model, not a curated record